AUGAUGAACAAGGCAAUCUUGCUCGUAGGUUUGGUAGCUCUAUUCCUAGGUGGAGCCUUUGGCCAAGAUGUGCAACAGGAAACCUUUUUCCGACACCCAUUUCACCGUUUGCCACAUGUUUUGCCGCAUCCGCAUCCGCAUCCGCAUCGUCCUCGCGUCUUGCCUAGACCAAAAUACACAGGGCCACUUCCACCAUUGCCUGCUAAUCUCCCUGAGAUAGUUGCUGGAAUUGAUGCUUGUAAAACUGAUUUGGAUACUUACCUGUUUAACAGUAAUCAUCCAGGUUUUCUCCUAUUCAUAUUCUACACAUUGUUACCAAAUCGUCAAUCCGAUCGUUCACCACAACACUUAGCUACAUCAAGACAUACCCUCAACACAAAAAACCAAAAUGAAAGCAAUAAUGUUAAUUACAAUAAUGAUCCUACAAACAUUAGUCACAUUGUAAUAGGAAUAGCAAGCUCGGUUGAACUAUGGAAGUAUCGAAAACCCUACAUCGAAUCAUGGUGGCAACCUAACAUAACAAAAGGAUACCUCUUCCUAGACCGCGAACCUACAAAUUUUCUCCCAUGGCCUACUUCUUCUUCUCCUCCUUAUCGAGUUUCAGAGAACACGACAAAGUAUAAACCCUACGACAAACAUCCAAUGAAGAGUUUUAUUCGUAUGGUUAGGGUUAUCGUUGAGAGUGUAAGAGAAACGUGUGGUGAUCAGGGAAUUAGGUGGUACGUUAUAGCGGAUGAUGAUACUAUAUUGUUCUUGGAUAAUUUGGUAGAUGUUUUGCAAAAGUAUGAUCAUAAUAAGUAUUUUUACAUAGGUGGGAAUUCCGAAUCUUUGUUGUCGAACUUUGAUCACUCGUUUAAGAUGGCGUUUGGCGGAGGUGGUUACGCUAUAAGUCGGCCUCUUGCCGUGGCGUUGGCGAAGAAUUUGGAUGUUUGUAUCAAGAGGUAUACUGAUUUUUAUGCAAGUGAUCAAUUUAUUCAGUCUUGUGUGGCGGAUUUGGGAGUUUCUCUAACACGAGAAAAAGGGUUUCAUCAGAUUGAUCUACACAAUGACUUAUUAGGGUUUCUAUCAUCACACCCACAAGCUCCAAUAAUCUCUCUUCACCACCUCGACAGGGUUGAUCCUCUCUUCCCCGGCAUGAAUCGCGUCGAAGCACUUAACCACCUAGUCAAAACUGCCAAUGUAGAUCAAUCUAGGCUCCUACAACAAACAAUUUGCUACGACAAAAUAAAAAACUGGUCAUUUUCUAUAGCAUGGGGUUACACAUCUCAAAUAUACGAGAAAAUCGUACCACCAAGUGUACUAGAAAUGCCCCUUGAGACAUUUUCGGCAUGGAAGAAACCUCCACAACAUCCUUUUAUUUUUAACACUCGAAGUCUCCCCAAAAACCCUUGUGAUAUGCCUCAUGUUUUCUUUCUCCAAUCGUUGGAGAAAAUUGAUGUGAAAAAUCAAAUUGUUGCGAGUUAUAUUCAAAGAGGAGCGAAAAAUGUCACACAUAAUUGUUCACGGUCAUCAACGAGUUCCUCCCUUCCUAGGGACAUUGUCAAGGUUAUAGUUAUUUCUCCUGCUACCAAAUAUUUUCCUGAGGCGGGAACGAGAAGGGAAUGUUGUGAUGUUGUUAUAGAUCAAGUUGAGAAGAAUGUUAUGAGAGCCAAUGCAGAUAGAGCAAGAAUGGAUCAACUAAAGCUUAUGGGUCCACUCAUUUUGACCGGAAUUCUUAAGUCUCUUUACGGGACUAACAAUCGGGAAGCAGAGACAUAG
Molecule: messenger RNA, 1758 nt
Organism: Spinacia oleracea (spinach)
Lineage: Eukaryota; Viridiplantae; Streptophyta; Magnoliopsida; Caryophyllales; Amaranthaceae
Exons: 7
Coding region: 1-1758 (585 amino acids)
Source: RefSeq, a predicted model, not a curated record